This is a messenger RNA of Pistacia vera, 1105 nucleotides long. RefSeq names its product probable pectinesterase 53. Gene Ontology annotation, biological process: cell wall modification. The record is from RefSeq and is a predicted model, not a curated record. Gene Ontology annotation, molecular function: pectinesterase activity. The transcript is spliced from 4 exons. NCBI's taxonomy places the organism in Eukaryota, Viridiplantae, Streptophyta, Magnoliopsida, Sapindales, Anacardiaceae. The coding region runs from base 1 to 1083 and encodes 360 amino acids.
AUGUUUUUGAAGCUAUUCUUGUUAGUUUUAUUGCUGGAAAGAGCAAAUUGUUGGGUUACUUCAAACACGUCUAAUGAGUUGAUUGCAGUUGAAAAUGCAUACGUGGAGUGGGUUAGACAGCGGGCUUCCAUGAAGCAACCUGUUUUUCAGGAAGGAAAGAAAAACCUCAAGCCUUGUAGAAUCAUUAAAGUUAACAAGAACCCCAAAUUUGGAGAGUUUGCUACAGUGCAAAAAGCCAUCAACUCGCUUCCAGUUGUAAAUCUCUGCCGGGUUGUCAUCUACAUUAGUCCAGGAACUUACAGAGAGAAGGUUGAGAUUCCUGCGACCAUGGCGUACAUUACCCUGGUAGGUGGUGGUGCAGAGAGGACAGUAAUAGAGUGGAAUGACACAGCAGAUCGAAUGGGGCGGAGUGGUCGUUUACUGGGUACCUUUGCUUCAGCAACAUUUGGUGUUAACUCUCCUUACUUCAUCGCUAAGAACAUCACCUUCAAGAAUAAGGCACCAUCACCACCAUCAGGAGCUCUAGGAAAGCAAGCAGUGGCAUUUCGAAUCUCAGCAGACAGAGCAGCGUUUAUAGGUUGCAAUUUUAUUGGAGCACAAGAUACACUUUAUGAUCACUUGGGCAGGCAUUAUUUCAAGAACUGCUACAUUGAAGGAUCGGUGGACUUUGUAUUUGGAAACGGCCUUUCCUAUUAUAAAGAUUGCCACUUACAUGCUAUAACCAACAGCUAUGGAGCUUUAACGGCCCAAAAGAGGGACAGCUUGCUUCAGGAAACUGGAUUUUCAUUUGUGAAUUGCAAGGUUACAGGGUCAGGUGCCCUCUACUUGGGCAGGGCAUGGGGCACUUUCUCUAGAGUGGUAUUUGCUUAUACUUACAUGGACAAAAUCAUCACCCCUAGAGGAUGGUACAAUUGGGGAGAUAAGAACAGAGAAAUGACUGUAUUUUUUGGACAGUACAAGUGUUCGGGACCAGGAGCAGAUUAUGAAGGGCGAGUGCCAUGGUCUAGGGAGCUCACUCAACAACAAGCUCAACCGUUUAUUUCAAUUGAUUUCAUAGACGGACAUGAAUGGAUUCAGCUGUAAAACUGUAAUUCUUAUUCUCAGC